GGUUUUUUUCAUAAACACAUCGUACAUAUAGGGGAAAUCUAAGUAUAAUAGUCAUGAUCUGGGUUUGUAGAGCCUGCCGUGACCGUGGUUUUGUUUCCUCCCGGACUGCAUUGGAGGAUGGACAUUUCAAAAGUUCGGAGGGUGUAGCGCAGAUGUGAUAUAUCGUCCACUUGGAAGUGUUACUUUUGUACGUUAAGUAGAGUUAUGGCCCAACAAGGUGCAAACAAAGACAACAUCAGAGCUGGCUGUAAAAGAUGUGGCUAUCCGGGACAUCUGACAUUUGAGUGCCGCAACUUCCUGCGUGUGGAUCCGGGGAAGGAUAUUGUGUUGGACGUGAGCAGCACCAGUUCAGAAGAGACUGAGGACGAGGAGCAGGCCACGCCGCGCAAGGAGAAGCCCCGCAGACCAUCCCGCCCCAGAGGUUCAGAUGAAGAACGGAAGCGCCGUAAGAAGAAGAGCACAGAUAAGUCCCACAAAAAGGCAAAGAAGAGGUCUAACUCAUCAAGUGAUGAAGAUGGGGAAGAGGAGAGUCAUAAGCACAAACACAAGAAACACAAAGGCCACAAGAAGAAGGACAAAAAGAGAAGCGAGAAGGAGAAGGAGAAGCGACACAAGAAAAAACACCAGUCAAAGGAAGAGUCCUCAUCUGACAGUUCUACAUCUUCCUCGGGCACUGACUGACCAACAUUGUAUUUUUGUGUAUAAAAGUGUGUGUACUAUAUACACACUCUACAGCACACAACUCCAACCUUGACUUAAUUUGGAUCCUUUUUAAAACCAGAGAUUGAGUGUGUGACGUCUUAAAACAGACAGACAGCAUCUUGACCUUCAAACUUUUUUCCUCAAUGGAAACUCCACUGUUUAAAACUAUGUGUUGUUUUCUGCCUCUCAUCGUGAUUUGACAAAAGCAAAUACAAAGAGGACAAGGUUUGCUGAGAAAUCCCACUCUGAUAUUCCUUUUUUCUGUGAAAACUUGUGCGGGGUGCAUUUCCAUGUUUUCUGAGUUAAAUAAAAAAUUCUUGUACCAUUCCAA
Clupea harengus (Atlantic herring) is the source of this 1033-nucleotide messenger RNA. RefSeq names its product SREK1-interacting protein 1 (gene srek1ip1). Gene Ontology annotation, molecular function: zinc ion binding; nucleic acid binding. NCBI's taxonomy places the organism in Eukaryota, Metazoa, Chordata, Actinopteri, Clupeiformes, Clupeidae. The record is from RefSeq and is a predicted model, not a curated record.